UUAUGAGCUAGCUCGUACUCGGGCGCGACUAUUUUUUUUUGUGUUACGUGGCCAACGACCUUCAAAGUGUUAAUCAUCAUUUGUAAAUAAUAAUAAAAGAAGAAUCUCACGGAAUUAUGUCAGGAACUGUUUUAGUGACGGGCGGUGCGGGCUACAUUGGGUCCCACUGCGUCGUGAGUCUGCUGGAGGCGGGCUUUGAGGUUGUUGCGCUCGACAACUUUUCGAACUCGGUGAAUACGGCGAAGAACGAGUCGGUGGCAUUGAAGCGCGUGGAAGAGAUUACCGGGAAAAAAGUGACAUUUUACAAGUGCGAUUUGCUGAAUGAAGGUGAAGUGGAGGAGAUUUUCAAGAAUCAUGUCAUCGAUUCGGUCAUUCAUUUUGCGGCGGUGAAGGCUGUCGGCGAAUCGAUGAUUAAGCCGUUGUCGUACUACAAGAACAAUAUGAUCGGCAUGAUAAACUUGCUGGAGAUAAUGAAGAAGUACAAUGUGUUCAAAUUGGUGUUUUCGAGCUCGUGUACCGUGUAUGGAGAACCCGAGAAACUUCCCAUCACCGAAGACUGUUUCACCGGGAAAAAUAUCACGAAUGUCUAUGGUCGCACGAAAUUCUUCAUCGAGGAAAUGUUACGAGAUAUUUCUGUCGCAGAGUCAAAUUGGAAGAUCAUCUCGUUGCGAUACUUUAAUCCGGUGGGUGCUCAUCAAUCUGGUCGCAUUGGCGAAGAUCCAACGAAAGAAUUUGCCAAUAUUAUGCCGUACUUGAGCCAUGUCGCACUCGGUAAGAAACGUGAGCUGACCAUUUUUGGCAACGAUUAUGAUACACCUGAUGGCACGGGCGUGCGUGAUUACAUUCAUGUGAUGGACUUGGCUGACGGUCAUGUAGCAGCAUUACAAAAACUAACAACAAUGGAAAACUGCAUCAAAUUCUACAACUUGGGCACAGGACGCGGCGUGUCCGUGAUGGAACUCGUCAAGACCUUCGAGCGUGUCAAUAACGUUCAGGUGCCUUAUCGCAUCGAAGCACGUCGCUUAGGCGACAUUUCUGUCAUGUAUGCCGAUCCAACGCUGGCACGAACGGAAUUGGGUUGGAGUGCACGCUUCACAAUCGACGAAAUGUGCCGCGAUUUCUGGAAAUGGCAAACGAUGAAUCCCCAAGGGUACCGGAGCGAAAUUAUAAAUGGGCAUCACUGAGCUACUUUUCGUUUUUCUUUAUUAAAUUUUAUAUUAAUUAACAACUCUCACGACUACUUUGCAGUUUAUAUGGAUAAAAAAUUAGAUAUUUUUCAAGUAUUAAAGUCUUCACAGGGGAUUGAAAUCAAAUAAUUCGUCGUCGUCUUCUUUCCAUUUCACAAAAUGAAUAAUUAUUUGCUAUUUAUCAACACGUUCAAAUAUCACAUUCCCCCUUUUGGAUUAUUUUUUCAUGUAAUUUUUUUUUUUGAAGAAAUCUCGAAAAUGACGCUUUUAGCAAAGUAAUCAAACACUUGAUUUUUUUGCCCGUGCUUCGUUGUUGUACUUUAUCUGCCACAUACACAGUCAUUUUUCAAGCGAUCCCCUAGUUUCGCCUAACACUUCUUUUUCUUCGGAAGCUCAAUGAAUGUUUGUACAAAAAAAAAUGUACAUCGAACACUUAUUGAAAUAUGUCUUUAUU
Culicoides brevitarsis is the source of this 1641-nucleotide messenger RNA. Its product is annotated as UDP-glucose 4-epimerase-like. Gene Ontology annotation, biological process: beta-D-galactose catabolic process via UDP-galactose, Leloir pathway. The record is from RefSeq and is a predicted model, not a curated record. Lineage: Eukaryota; Metazoa; Arthropoda; Insecta; Diptera; Ceratopogonidae. Bases 117 to 1184 code for a protein of 355 amino acids. Gene Ontology annotation, cellular component: cytosol. The transcript is spliced from 3 exons. Gene Ontology annotation, molecular function: UDP-glucose 4-epimerase activity.